UUUCUUGGCUACAACACAGGGGAGGACCUUGUUAAAGUAUCAGGAAGCAAUCAAUAUCUUUUCCCAUCUGAUGGAGGACAGAUUCAUGUAGAGAAGAUAGAGUUUGUAAAAGGUCUAACUUUGGUAAAGGUGAAAGUGGUAAAGGACAACCACAAUUUCUUCAUUCAUAUCACAGACCCCAAGAAAAACCUGGAGGAAAUCAAAGUGCAAGAAAGUAGCGAAAAACAGAAAAUGAGAUCAGGAAAAUUGAAAAAUCAAAAGCAAGCUGUGAGCAAGUUUGGAUCUUUUUCAGCCACCUUGGAAAAUGGAAUCCAGCUGUCCCUGAGCUAUUACGGACCUACAGGGAAGACAGCAGAUGAUGAAACAGAUCCUGUCUUAGCAAGAAUUCUGAACAUCCCUUCUGUUCAUAUUCCGACCAUAGUUUCUUCAGUUACAUCAGCUUCGGGGAAAAAAGAUAACCCCAUCAAACAAAAAUCAGGAAAACUGCUGCCAUUUGCAAAAACAAGCCAUAGCAACACAGGAGCUUCACCACCUGAUGACCUGGUAAAGCAAGAAGAAGGAAAGAUGGAGAUGGAAGCAUCAAUGAUGUCAAAUGUUCUUGCUUUCCCAAGUUUGAACGUCUCCUGUCCCAAUGGACUUGUAUUAACUUUUCUUGGUGAAAGUUUUGGAGAUUUGAAAGGUGAACCUGCUACAGCUGCAGCUGAGAAAGAGGUUGUAAAGAAAAGUGAGGCCAAAGCUGAGGAAAAGGACGUUGAGAAAGGUGAGGCUGAACGAAAUGGAGCAAAGGACGAAGAGUUUGUGGAAAGUGAGGAGAAGGAACAUGAGGUUGCAGAAGGCGAAAUAAGGCAUGAAGACAUCAGAAGAGAACAGGCCAAGCAGCCUACUCUGGAAAUUCUGGUUAGGCAGAGUUAUCCCCAAAAGGUAAAGAACUCUCGUCUAUAUACAUCUGUGGCAAGGCAAUCAGAACAAGAGGUGUCAAGAGUUAUCACCAGUGAAGGAACUGUCGUAAAGUACAUGAUGGAUGGAUCUACCCAGAUUCUGUUUGCUGAUGGCACAGUGAGUAGGAGUCCCGAUUCUGGCCCUGUCCUACCAAAGCCUACAAUUCUAUGUAACAUGCAACUGUUACCAGAAUCAGAGCCUUCAUCUGAGACCAAUACUAAGACAGGAAAAGGCAGUGACAGAAUCAGCACAUCACACCCAAACAAGGAUGCGUUGUUUGAAAAUACUAUUCAGAAUCUGGUUAAUUCUGAGCAACCUGAGGAGAACCGAGCAGGAACUUGGAUAACAACAACUCCAUCAGGCGUUCAAGUGGGGACUGAGGGAGCAAGGAGAAUAGAACUGAGGCCACUCUUAAUGUAUGAGGCAACUGACCCAUCUGAUGGAACGGUUAUGACUGUACGAGAUGAUGAAGUGAUAAUUGUUGAGAAGCUGGAUGGUAGCAGAGUAGUAGAUCAUGCUGAUGGUACUAGGAUCACAACAUUUUAUAAAAACUCUGCAGAACCUCUUGUUCACAAUGAUAGUGAGGAAACAGAUGAACCCUCAGAAGCGAUCACAAGGAAGGUGAAAUGUGUGCAAGUAGAGAAUCCUGAAUUUGCUACUGUUACAACAAAUUGUGAGGAUGGUACCUGUUGUACAAUCUUUGGAGAUGGAACAUCUAUUAUAGCAAAGCCACAGGGAACAUAUCAGGUUUUACCAAUCAAGACAGGCUCUCUUUUCAUUGACAAAGAUUGCUCAGCAGUUUACACCCAUGAAGGUUGUAAUUCAAUCAGCAAGAAAGAAGAGAAACAAGCAGGGAGAUACAUUAUGAAACACACCUCCAGCACCGUUUGUGAGAUGGUGGAUCCUGAAGGAAAUAUUUUUAAGGUAAUGGCUGAUGGCAGCACAUCUGUGUAUGUUCCUAGCAUUGGCUCUAGCGACAAGGAAGACAGAAGUUCAGCAUCAGCAGUCCCAGAAGUUAACAAACCUAUUACUUCUGAUGAGCAUGUGCCCAGGUUCUUCAUCAUCUACAAGGAUGGUUCUGGAACCGAGCUCCUGAGGAGCAAGGAUGUACACAAGUAUCUUGCUGAAGUCUAUAGUGAUUCCACUGCUGCUGUCUUGCAGGAUCCUGUACAGGAAUGUCCAGGUGCUUUAAGUAUUAUUAUUCUCCGCCCUUUGGCUGAAACCUCCCCCUGGGUAAUGAAGAAAGAACCAGAGACUAUUGUUCCUCCAAAUCUUCAGUCAACAACCUGGGGCACAUUUUCUCCUCUUGAGAGGAAGAUCACAGAUCCCUCAGUCAGAACAUGGGGUUGGAGGGGUCUCUGCACUGGAUCCAAAGAGCAGGCAUGGUUGCCGGUACCUGUGCGGAAGUGUCCUAAUAAGCUGCAAAUCCGUCAGCUAUUCCAGUAUGAGCCACUCAGUGAUGAACUAAGAGAAAAGCUGCAGCUUUCCCUCAAGGAAUAUAUGGACAACAUUUUAAAGCAGGAAAAUGAGCUGGAAAAAAUGAAUGUAAAAGAACCAAGAACAGAAGAGGAAAAGGAGAAAGCUGCAAGUCUUCUUGAACUGGUUACA
Apaloderma vittatum (bar-tailed trogon) is the source of this 2547-nucleotide messenger RNA. Its product is annotated as sperm-associated antigen 17-like. Gene Ontology annotation, biological process: axonemal central apparatus assembly; epithelial cilium movement involved in extracellular fluid movement. The annotation marks the transcript as partial. The transcript has 16 exons. Lineage: Eukaryota; Metazoa; Chordata; Aves; Trogoniformes; Trogonidae. Gene Ontology annotation, cellular component: axonemal central apparatus. The record is from RefSeq and is a predicted model, not a curated record.